AUGACAUCUGAAAAAAAAAGAUCAACUUUAUUGGAUGAAAAUGGUGUUGAUAGUUCCCAUAGUACAAAGAAUCCAAAACGUCAACGUUUAAAUGAUAUACCAGACAUCGAGAAAGAUGUUUUGAAUCUUACAUCGGAAAAAGCAUAUUAUAUUAUUAGAUCAUUUAUUCUAUUCACAGAUGGUAUUAUAACUACACUCGCAUUUGACGAUAAAUUAAAAUCAAUUUUCAAUGAUUGUCCUUCAUUAAAUUAUAAACACAUCGUAUAUGAAUUGUAUUAUGAUGAAGAAAUUUUAUUAAAAAAAUAUUAUUUUGUUGUUUUAUCUUUGAUAAUUAAUCAACAUUAUUCUUCUUAUUUCGAACAAAAUGAAUUACACAGAAUCAAUUUAUUGAAAUUUUUAUGUUUAAUUGAAGAGGAAAAUAUUCUUCGCAAUUUCGAAAAAAUCGACAAUAAUCAACUAAAUUUCUCCUCAUAUUUCUCUUUAAUUGGUACAUUUUUAAUGAUAAUUAUAUCACAUAAAACAAUAACAACACAAGAUAUAUGUAUAUUUUCAACAAUAUUAGAAGAUGAUAUUAUUGAUAAGAACAUAAGUAAUAUGCCAAUACUAAAAGAUUUCAUUAUAUUAUUUCGUGAUAUUAUGCAUAUCGAAUUUGUUAAAAAAAUAUAUUUGGAAUUAAUUAAUGAUGAAAUUGGACCAGCAAAUUCUAUUGAUGAUAUUGUUUUUUCAGGCAUUAUUAAUAGUACAAUCGAAGAAAUUUUGGAAAAACGUGGAAUUUCAUUUGCAAACUUAUCAACGUGUUAUACAGCAAUUACAUGUUUCAAUCGAACAUUAAUUAUUAAUAAAAAUAUUAUUUUAUUACGAUUAAUUGAUAAAGCCAAACGAUUAAGCGACAAUACAGUGAUGUUUGGUGGAUUAUUGAUCACUGUAUUACAUGAAUUUUUUCAUAUAUUAAGACGAACAAUUAUUAGAAAGGCAUUUAAUCCUUUUUAUGAACGAACACCACCAAGAAUAAUUUCAUCACGUAAUAACAUACAUAUGACCGAAGGAGGUUUUCAAUUAGACGAUCGUUUAUUUGGUACCGUAUGUGAAACAAUUGGUCAUUUAGAUGGAAUGUUUUUAUUGAAUUAUCAUAAUUGGGAAAACAAGAAUCACGAUGAUUUCAAAAAAUGUUUCAAUGAUAUGAAAACUCGUGAUUUACAUACAAAUUCAAUAUAUAAUCGUUGGAUUUUACCAAGUAAAGGUGGUCCAAUGAAUAAUAAUGAUAAUGACGAAAAUAAUACUGAAGAAACACUCAAAGAAUCUUCGUCAUUAGACAGAUUAAAUUUACCUGGUUGUGUUCUUGCGGCAUCUUGGUAUCAAUUUCAAUCGUAA
Molecule: messenger RNA, 1371 nt
Organism: Rotaria sp. Silwood2
Lineage: Eukaryota; Metazoa; Rotifera; Eurotatoria; Philodinida; Philodinidae
Source: the annotation of a GenBank genome assembly